Knipowitschia caucasica is the source of this 4365-nucleotide messenger RNA. NCBI's taxonomy places the organism in Eukaryota, Metazoa, Chordata, Actinopteri, Gobiiformes, Gobiidae. The record is from the annotation of a GenBank genome assembly.
AUGGCUUUGGGGGCGACAGGCGGAGAGAGCCAGCUCCAAAGGAUCAUUCGAGAUCUGCAAGAUUCUGUUGCUGAAAUAGCCAAGGAGUACAGGGAAUGUGGAGAACCAAUUACAGAUGACAGCACCAACCUCCACAAGUUUUCUUACAAACUGGAAUACCUAUUACAGUUUGGCCAAAAGGAGAAGACUUCACUGCUCGGCACAAAGAAAGAUUAUUGGGAUUACUUUGUUGACUGCCUGGCCAAAAUUAAAGGAGCCAAUGAUGGAAUCCGCUUUGUUAAAUCAAUCAGUGAAAUAAAAACACCUCUGGGAAAGGGACGUGCGUUUAUUCGCUACUCUCUCGUGCACCAGCGGCUGGCUGACACUUUGCAGCAGUGUUUAUUGAACCAGAGAGUGACAAGUGACUGGUACUACACACGAAGUCCGCUUUUGAAGGCUGCUCUCUCCGCUGACAUUAUCACACACCUGUAUGAACUCAACGAUGUGCAGUUUGACGUCGCCUCCAGAGGACACGACCUCGAUGCUGCAUGGCCCACUUUUGCCAGGAGGGCUCUGAAUGCAAACUCUCCCAGCCAUACAUGGAAGCCGCCAAGUCGUAGCUCCAGCAUCAACAGCUUGGCGAGCAACUACUCACAGCAACCAGGUGAUUUCUCCUCCAGCAUCGACUUUGGUCAUGGGUUACUAAAUGACCUUAAUGAGUCACUGCCUGCAUGUAACGAAGACCCCAGUGCCAUUGACGACCUCCGCCUUGAGCUGGAUCAGUCAGAGCUGAAGAUGCGACAGCUUUCGGAGAAGGUGCAACAAAUGGCGGAGCAAGAGGCCGAUCUUCGAGGGGUGGUAGAGGACCUCCAGAGGCAAUUGGAAACAUCCCUAUCCUCCCAAGAGCACCAGCAAGUCGAGCUUAAACGCGUCCGGGGAAGAGAGGAAACCCUGUCCAAAGAAAUAGAAGCCUUCAGGAACGUCAACAAGAUCAGGGAGUCAGAGCACCAGCAGCUUCAAGAGAAAUUAACCACAGCUGAAACUAAGAACAUGGAGCUUUUAGCCAAGUUAUAUAAUGUUUUGAAUGAAAAAGGACACCAGGCAGCGAGCCAUUUUGACUCGGCACAAAAAAUACAUGAAUUACUCGACAAGUUGAAGGAAGCGGAGAAAGGCAAAAUCGCUGCUGUUGCCGAGAUGGAGGAAAAGAAGAGACUGAGUGAAAGAUUGCAAGAGGAGUUAAAGCUAAAAGCGGAGAUUGUAAAGCAGGGUGAAAAUCGACUACAAGAAGUGUCUGUGUCUAAAGGUAAUGUGGAUGUUAAACUGGCUGAACAAAAUAGUGUUAUGAAUAAUUUGCAAGGAGCCUUAGCGUUGAAAGAGAAGGAGCUGAGUGACGUACAGCUGCAGCUUCUGGACCUUCAAAACACAAAUGGAAAGCAGGAAAAGGAGAUGAAAAUGAUGAGGGAGAAAUUUGAAAAAGAAAACUAUGACCUCAAAGAGCAACUUGAUGUUAAAUGUGACGAGUUAAUUGCUCGUAAUGAUACACUACAAGAGCUACAAAACAAGAAUAAAGUCUUGACCACAGACAAGGAAAAACUUGUGGGAGACUUGGCCAAUAUGGAAAACAACGCAAAGGAUCAUGCUGCUAAGACUGUGAAAAGUGAGGAACAGAUGAAGGAAAUGAUGUUGCACCAAUCAGACUUGGAAGAUGAAGUUGCUGCUUUAAGGGCUUCAGAGAAACAGCUUCGAAGUCAAUUGAGUGACACUAAGAUGACCGUGGACGAGAAGGAAAAACGGUUACGCAAGGAAAACCAGGAGCUCGACGAAAGCCUACAGCGCGCAAACAUGUCUGCCAAAGCUUCCGAAUCUACCGCCAAACGCUUAGAGGAAGAGAAUCACGCACUAAAAGAAGAACAAAAAGCUGUAAAAUCUGCUCUAGGUCGCAUGCAAGCGGACUUGAACCGCGUGCACGGGCAGAUAAGCGAUCUAGAGACGAACUUGGAAGCUUCGCGCGAGAACGAGCAAGCUUUGCAAAGUCUGCUUCAAACCAGUGAAUCGCAGGUGGCCAAAUACGAGAAGGAAAUCUGUGAGCUUGCCACAAAACAAAAGGAACUCGAAAAUGCAAGAGAUGAUGCUGAAACGGCAAUCGCUAAGCAAGCAGAAAUGUUCGAACGGGUCUCUUCUGAGAAACAAGCCAUUGAAAAAGCACAAUUUGAGAAAAGCUCAGCACAAGUCAAGGAAAACCAGGAAGUGUUACAUAAGCUUAAUUUAGUAGAAGGGCAGUUGGAUGUAAGUAGGGUGGAAGUAUCCAGGUUGCAAGCAGAAAUGAUGGAUGUCCGAGUGCAGGCGCAAAGAAACGAAGAGGAUUUACUGAAGGCACAAGCACAACUCAAGAUGACGGAAGCCCAGAGAGAUGAGCUGAGGACUCUGACUGAAACCCUUAAAAAUAAUAUUGCAGAACAGAACCAAAAGCAUGUCGCGGAAAUGAUUGAGAGCAAAAAGAAAGAAGAGGCGCUGAUCAAGGAGCGAGACAAAGAAUUGGCCGUGAGCGCGGAGUUGGCUUCUACGCUGGCCGCCGUUCGCAAAGAGGUUUCGGUACUGAAGGAGGAAAACGAGCGGUUAGUUUUGGAACACAGUGACACGCGAGAAGCUCUGCACAGGGUGAACACGGAGAUGGCGGAGAUGGGAAUGACGCUAUGCAAGCUGAGCGCGGAAAAGGAGGAGGCCAGCGUGCAAUGGGCCGCGGAUGAGGCGCGGAUAGAGGAGUUUGAAAAGGAGGUGGAGCAGUUUGGGGAGUGCAUGGAUGAGCUGCGAGAGGAAAACGAAAGGCUGAAGCAGGAGCUGGAACGGGUGGAGGAACUGCCACAACAACUGAAGGAGCUAAAGGAGCAGCUAGAGAAAGCCGACGGGCAAGUACAACGUCUGAAAAGCUCAAGCCGUGAGGAGGUGGAGGCGGUAAAGUUUCAGAUGAGCUCAGAAAGCAUGAAUCAUCAAGUGCAAAUCAAGAGUUUAACAGAACAACUCGACGAAGUGAAAACACAGCUACAGGAAGAGCAGAAGAGAGGCUCCACUUUACAGAAACAAGUUUCAGAGCUGAAGGCUUUGAAUGAACAAUAUUUGCGGCUGACGGGAGAGAAGGACGCUCACAUCACUAAAACGGAGACCACCAUUCGCGACAUUGACACAGAGAUACAGACACUAAGACAAGACGCACAAAGUGCCACAGAGGCCCAUUCUGCUGCACAACUCUUGUGUGAGGAAUUAAAACAAAAACUGGAGAAGUGUGAACAGGACAAACAGACGGACACGUUGAAGAUGUCUGCAGAGAUUGACGACCUAAACCGUACGAAGAGCACUCUAGAGGAACGGCUGAUCGAACUCAUCAGGGACAAAGAUGCUUUAUGGCAGAAGUCUGAUGCUCUGGAGUUUGAGCAGAAGCUGCGCUCAGAGGAGCGCUGGUGGUUGAUGGAUAAAGAGGCCACUCACUGCCUCGGCUGCCAGGGGCAGUUCACCUGGUGGCUGCGCAGACAUCACUGCAGAGUUUGUGGCCGAAUAUUCUGCUAUUACUGCAGCAACAACUUUGUAACAACAAAACACACUGGGAAAAAAGAACGCUGUUGUAAAGACUGUCAUAACGAGCACAAUGAAGAGAGGCUCUCUGAGCCAGAGAGUCCUUCAGGAGCGCAGACUUCUCCCUCUGGAUCAACUCCUCAGACAGGGCCUGAUCCAGAGGCUUGUACCGGCCAAACUGUCACAGCUACAGAACCUUCAAACAAGUCUGACGAUGGCGUCUUUGACAUUAUCACUGAAGAUGAAGUGCACAGAGUGUAUGACAGUGACGCUGCCUCCCAAACCACAGCAGGAUCCCUGGAUGGAGAACAGGCUCCACAGCUGCUCAAUAUCACAGGCGAUGUGACCCAGGAUGAGUCUGAAGACAAUAUUCCCACCGCUCACAAUUCUGAGAUUAAUCUGCUCCAAACUGGAGAAGUGACGAUGGCGAUUCCAUUCUGCAUCGAAGAUAUUUCCCAUUUUGGCAGUGGUUCAAGGGAGCUGUUUAUCAAAUCCAGCAACUAUAGUGUGAUAACUGUAACUGUGUGUGACUGUGGACCCACCAUCAGCUGGAUGUUUUCCUCUGAACCAAAGAGCAUUUCCUUUAGUGUGGUGCACAGAGAAUCAAGCGAGACUCCCCUUGAACAGUCAAAGGUCCUGAUUCCUUUGACUCGCUGUAAUUCUCAUAAAGAGACCGUCCAGGGGCAGCUGAAGGCGCGUCACACUGGCCUCUACACACUCGUCUUCGACAACUCAUUUUCUCGGUUUGUUUCUAAAAAGGUUUUGUACCAUCUGACUAUGGAGCAGCCUGUAGUCUAUGACGGAAGUGAUUUUCCCUGA